AUGGAGAACGAUCGCGGCGAGAUUGUCGACCUCUACGUCCCCCGCAAGUGCUCUGCCACCGGGCGGAUCAUCAAGGCCAAGGACCACGGCUCCUGCCAAAUCACUAUCGCAAAGGUCGACGAGAACGGCCGUGCCAUCCAGGGCGAGAACAUCAUCUACGCCUUCUCGGGUUUCGUGCGUGCCAUGGGUGAGAGCGACGAUGCUCUGAACCGCCUGGCCCAGCGCGACGGCCUGCUCAAGAACGUCUGGAGCGCCCAGCGAUGUGCGUUUUAUGACCCGACGCUUCUCAGGAUUUAG
Molecule: messenger RNA, 297 nt
Organism: Thermochaetoides thermophila DSM 1495
Lineage: Eukaryota; Fungi; Ascomycota; Sordariomycetes; Sordariales; Chaetomiaceae
Product: 40S ribosomal eS21 domain-containing protein
Exons: 3
Coding region: 1-297 (98 amino acids)
Biological process (GO): endonucleolytic cleavage in ITS1 to separate SSU-rRNA from 5.8S rRNA and LSU-rRNA from tricistronic rRNA transcript (SSU-rRNA, 5.8S rRNA, LSU-rRNA); translation; endonucleolytic cleavage to generate mature 3'-end of SSU-rRNA from (SSU-rRNA, 5.8S rRNA, LSU-rRNA)
Cellular component (GO): cytosolic small ribosomal subunit; ribosome
Molecular function (GO): structural constituent of ribosome
Source: RefSeq, a predicted model, not a curated record